AUGACUAGAGCUAGGGAGUUGACUGGAUACCCAUAUUUUUCACCACCACCGCCAUCACCACCUCCACCAUGCCCACCACCACCUCCUCCACCAACACAUGGCUACGUAUAUGCUUCACCACCACCACCUCCUCCACCAACACAUGGUUAUGUGUAUGCUUCACCACCACCACCACCACCACCACACCAAGUACACCCACCAACUUAUACUCCUAAGCCUCCUACUCCCGUAGCGAAGCCACCAUCAUACACUCCAGUACCUCCUACUCCCAUCGCAAAACCACCGGGGUACACUCCUAAGCCUCCUACUCCUGUUGCUAAGCCGCCAUCAUAUACUCCAGUACCCCCCACUCCAGUUGCUAAGCCACCAUCAUACACUCCAGUACCACCAACUCCAGUUGCUAAGCCACCAUCAUACACUCCUGUAGCUCCAACUCCCGUUGCUGAACCACCAAAGCACACACCUGUACCUCCUACUCCCGUUGCUAAGCCUCCUAGUCCCGUCGCUAAGCCACCUUCAUACACUCCUGUACCUCCGACUCCUGUUGCGAAACCACCUGGUGGGUAUGUUAAGCCACCGUAUCCAUCAGUAAAACCACCAACUCCAUCUUCAAAACCACCAGGUGGGUACGUUAAGCCACCAACUCCAUCUUCAAAACCACCAGGUGGGUACGUUAAGCCACCAUAUCCAUCAGUUAAACCACCAGGUGGGUCAUACACACCGGGCGCAUCACCACCUGGUUAUUACUCCACACCACCAGUAGUUUAUGGUGUCCCAGCUCCAUCACCUGGUUUCAAUGUAAUUACAGGUCCUCCUCCAGUUAUCACACCUUCACCACCAGGGAAAAAUCACACAACAGUUAUUGCAGUAUGUGCUGCAUUAGGUGGAGCUUUCUUGCUAUUCCUUGCCCUUGGUGCUUUCUGUUUUGUCAAGAAGAAGAGACUUGCAGCAGCACACCACGAGGGAGGAGCAGCAGCAGCCGGUGGCGGAUACGGUGCUGCCCAUGGCGGAGCUGCAGCUGGUGGUACCGGUGGUGGAUAUGGAGCUCAUUGA
Papaver somniferum (opium poppy) is the source of this 1053-nucleotide messenger RNA. RefSeq names its product extensin-like. NCBI's taxonomy places the organism in Eukaryota, Viridiplantae, Streptophyta, Magnoliopsida, Ranunculales, Papaveraceae. The record is from RefSeq and is a predicted model, not a curated record. The coding region runs from base 1 to 1053 and encodes 350 amino acids. The transcript has a single exon.